Messenger RNA from Mesorhabditis spiculigera, 204 nucleotides. NCBI's taxonomy places the organism in Eukaryota, Metazoa, Nematoda, Chromadorea, Rhabditida, Rhabditidae. The record is from the annotation of a GenBank genome assembly.
AUGCUGCUCUCGUUGCUCCUCGCGGGUUUUUCUUCUAUUUUUAGCUGUGGUUAUGGUGGCAUACUCAUGAUAAACACGACACGGAGUGCGGCUUCGGGCGGUUUCGAGGAGAUUGAUUCCAAGCACAUUGAAUCAACCGAAGAAGAAGAAGCUCAAGAAUUCCACCACGACAGCUAUUUUAGCGAAUCUUACGAGGAAUUUAAA